This is a messenger RNA of Drosophila suzukii, 546 nucleotides long. RefSeq lists its product as uncharacterized. Lineage: Eukaryota; Metazoa; Arthropoda; Insecta; Diptera; Drosophilidae. The record is from RefSeq and is a predicted model, not a curated record.
CGUUAUUUGUUUGUAUAUUGCGGGUCUGCUGUCUGAUUUCCGGGUUUCCAAAGUUUAGACUGCACUGACCGAUUGCAGAGCUCACACGUUCACGUCAUAACACCAGACAUACGAAUUUAUUUAUAACUAAAAAAAAUAAAACCAUGGCUACAAUGGAUGAUUUUUUCAAUAAAGUGCAAAGAAAGCAUCCCACAAUUCUCGAUGACUUGCGGGAAAUUUUCAAAAACUCCCAGAGCGAUUCACCGCAGCGGUCUAUUACUUUAUCCCAAAUACGUGCUGCAUACAGUCAACGAACUGGCGAGGAUUUUCCCGUCAAGGGAAGCACGCGAACCCAAAUGUGUUUUGUCCUGACAAUCCCCUAUAUCGCCUGCUUUACCAGUCGAAUUGGCACAUUGCGAUUUUUCACCUUCGAGGCGAAUCAGGAAUAAGGGAGCAUACGAAAACCUCAUCUAGUCUUACCCGUGCAAUUUCUGUAUACCUAUUUAUUAUGCAAUACAUAUUUAAUACAGUACUCUAAAUUAUAUAAUAAACAUCAUAAAGAUUUAA